This is a messenger RNA of Thlaspi arvense, 528 nucleotides long. The record is from the annotation of a GenBank genome assembly. Lineage: Eukaryota; Viridiplantae; Streptophyta; Magnoliopsida; Brassicales; Brassicaceae.
AUGGGGUGGUGCCAAGACGGCGGCAUUUGGGUUAUGAUGACGAUAAUGGCAAUCAUAUCUUCUGUUCGAGCUGAAGAUCCCAAACGUUUUUUCAACUGGACAGUCACUUACGGCAAGAAUUCUCCAAUUGGCCAUCCUCAAAGGGUAAUCCUAAUAAACGGACAAUUUCCUGGACCGGAGAUUCACUCAGUCACCAAUGAUAAUUUGAUCAUCAAUGUGCAUAAUGGUCUCGACGAGCCCUUUCUUUUGUCUUGGAACGGAGUGAAACUGAUGAAGAAUUCUUACCAAGAUGGACUGUAUGGAACGACUUGUCCAAUCCCACCGGGUAAGAGUUAUACUUAUGCCCUCCAUGUCAAAGACCAGAUUGGUAGUUUCUUCUACUUCCCUUCGCUCGCUGUUCAAAAGGCCUCUGGUGGUUUUGGCGCCUUCCGUAUCCUCAACCGCCCUCGCAUUCCCCUCCCUUUCCCUCAGCCCACCGGAGACUUGACCUUCCUCAUAGGCGAUUGGUACUCUCAGCAUGACCACAAG